AAUGGGUUUGGGAAUAACGCACUAGGAUUUGAUGACUACAAAUAUUCGCAACUAGUCUGUAUCUAGUAAGAAAAAUUAUAGCGUCCCUCUUUGUACUUGGAUCCGGGUGUUGUUCGUUUCAGGAUCGUGCUCACGCUAGACAAGACCGUUCCUCGACGGUCAACAAGUACAUGUAUAACUUCGCCUUCCUCCUCUUGACUCCCUAACUUUGCUUCUCCGGGUCAUUAGACCUGAUAUUUACUUACAGAGAAGACGAGCAGGAAAUUUAGGGAAUUCCAUCAUGUUCAAGCAAUCUCCAAGCAGAAACCACAGGUCCAAAGGCAUCAGGCUAAAGCAUGUUCUGCAAAUUUGUCUUUUGCUUGGUGUAUGUUUCUGGUUAAUCUACCAAGUCAAGCAUUCCCACGAUAAAAGGAAGGCAUUUGAUGAGAAUGAUGCAAAACUAUCAGACAAGACACAGAGUGGUGGUGAGCUUCUUAAUUUUGGGAGAAAAGAUCUCCAUCCUUACGUGAAAGAAGUAACUAAGAAAGACAAGCACGGGGGAGAAGAGGAAGAAGAAACUGGAGUAGAGGAAGAAGAAAGUAAGCAUGGCGAAGAUGAGCAAGAAGAAGAAAACAAGCAUGAAGUAGACGAGCAAGAGGACGAGGAAAACAAAAGUGAAGAGACAGAAGAUGAGGAAAGAGGAGUUGGAGAUGAUGAGAUAGAUGAAAAUGAUCAAGAGAAAUUAGAUGGGGAAGCUGACCGUGAUGAGGAAUCUAUAGAUGACGAGAAAGAGGGAAAAGAAGAUGAUAAGAAGAGUGAGGACAAAGACAGUCAAUUAGAAACUUCUUUGGAGGAUCAGGACCAUGAUGAUGGUACUGAGAACAUUCAUGAGGCACGAGAGGAACAUUACAAGGGAGAUGAUGCUUCCAGUGCAGUGGCCCAUGAUACCCAGACUAUCAUCUCUGAGACUGAGAAUUUAAGUUCAGAGAAUUCAAUUAAGAAAUCUGAAAUGAAUAUCGUAGAACAGGAGAACAAAUCCAAUGGCACUCAGGAAAUUGAUAGGGAUCAGAACAAUCCAGAAAUAAAGUUGGUAGAAGGUGGAAUGCAUGAGAAUGGCACUUCUUUGAAUGUAAUUACUGUCGAACAGGAGGGAAAUGAUAGUUUUUCCAACUCUGUGGAUAGCUCAGAUCCAAAUUCAACAGUGACAAGCCAUUCCAAUGAUCAAUCUGAAGGAACCAAUAACACAAAACUGGUGAGUAACAUAGCCAGCAAUACCUUCGCUGAAGUAAGUAUUGGAGGCAAUAACUCGACAGAUACAGAUAUAGGCACUUCUGGUUCUCCCCAGAAGAAUGGAACAGCGAGUAUAUCUGAUUCAGCUCUUGCUCAAAAUAUAACAGUGGACCUCUCGAAUACCGGUUACACUAACACGAUUUCUGAGAGCAAUCAGUCUGAUGGUAAUUCAACGGUUUCAAUCAAAAAUGAAGAAGCAGAUGCAGGUUCGGGAGAAUCUACUUCAGCUAAUAAUUCUGAGUCUGUUCUAUCAGAAAAGAUCACAACUGAAGCAGAAGAUGGCUCUGUGUCUUCAAUUUCAAAGGAGAACACCGACGCUAGUGAGAACAAGUUGGAUGGUCGUGACGAACCUGGUGGAAACAAAAAAAGCUCGGACAAUUACUCCAGAGAUGAGAUAGAUGUUAUUGAACAUGACCCCAUUGAUGCUUCUGACUCCCAUAUUGCUCUUGAUGAGAAAGGAGUUCGCAUAGAUCUGGAUACAUUGCCGGAUAUUAGAACAGAAUGGGAAAACAGCAAAGACGUUGCAGCAGAGUGAGAGGAUGAAUGGUGAUUUGUGUGCUUGUAAGCGCUUUAAGUGAGAGAUUCUUAUAUGGACCUGUGUCUUUAUUAUACAACUGGUAAGGUAUGUUGAAAAUUGUUCUCUAGAGGAUCAACUUAGCAGGAAACGUGUAGGCUAGUGGACAUUAUCAAAAGAUUUAAUUUGUAUAAUUCAUUUUAAUUCCACUUUAUAAGUGGUAAUAUA
Messenger RNA from Juglans regia (Persian walnut), 2011 nucleotides. RefSeq names its product cilia- and flagella-associated protein 251-like. Lineage: Eukaryota; Viridiplantae; Streptophyta; Magnoliopsida; Fagales; Juglandaceae. The record is from RefSeq and is a predicted model, not a curated record. The transcript is spliced from 2 exons. Bases 281 to 1804 code for a protein of 507 amino acids.